AUUCGCAGGAAUGGUCUGCAUCAGUUCUGUUCAAAACUUCGUGUGGACCGUCCAGUAUCGGUUGAACCAAGCAAUCGAGGGCAGCUACAAGUGCUUCUUUCUCAACUCAUAUUGAAUAUCUCUUGGACCUCGGCACAAAUUUAGCGCCGCGACGACCAAAGAGACUUUUGAUAGAAUAAUCUUAUACUUUCAGAACCACGUUGCCAGAUCAUCUUUUCCAGCGCGGCCAUGUCACGAGUAGCAGUUAUAGGCGCUGGCGCUCUUGGGCUCAUGGCUCUGAAGAACUUCCAAGAAGACGGCUUCGACGUGACAGGCUUCGAGGCUCGCCCUUACAUAGGCGGACUGUGGAAAGAAUCGGACGAUGACAGCCUUUCAGUCCAUUCGACGACCAUUUUUAAUACCAGCAAGUUCCGGACCGCCAUUUCAGACUAUCCGUUCUCUGAAGAGGCCGACGUCUAUCCCACGGCGGCGCAGCUGCACAAAUAUCUGAACGACUACGCAGAUCAUUUUGACAUCCGCCGGAGGGUCAAAUUAAGCUGCCGUGUGAGCAACAUCAUCCGUACAAACGACAAAUGGGAAAUAACGGUGAAAGACCUUAAAAACGGGGAUGAAACCAGAGAGUACUUUGAUCGCAUCUGCAUUGCGACGGGAAGUUUUUGCAGCCCUCGGUGGCCCAAACUGAAAGGUCUAGAAAAGUUUGGCGGACAGGUGCUCCACAGUAUCAAUUUUCACGGGUCUGAACCGUUCGAGGGACAUAAUGUCUUGAUCCUUGGUAUACAUGCGACAGCGCAAGAUGUGACCCACGCGCUAUCUGGGUCCGCAAAGCAGGUGUACCUGAGCCACCGUCAAGGCUUGCUUCUCGUCCCACGAUAUACUGGUUCAGGUGUACCAAGUGAUGCCGCGAUGAAACUUCCUGUCGUCAUGCUUCAAAGCUUCAUGGAUAGUAACUGCCCAUCGCUUUGGUAUUGGCUUGUUGACAAAGUAGCUGGCUAUAUUUCGGACAAGAAUUUUGGGGAUAUCCCAGAAAGCUGGGGCCUGAAACCUCGUCCGUCAAUGGCAGUCGCUACACCGUUGAUGGCCGACACCGUUUGGCCAUACCUUAAGUCCGGAUUCGCAGAGCCCGUAGCUGCAGUGCAGGAGAUCACUGGCCCGAGGACCGUGGUGUUAACGAAUGGGCGAGUUCUUGAAGAUAUCGACACAAUCUUGUAUUGUACCGGCUACGACCAUUGCCUACCAAGCGACCUGAUUCCUAGGCCUGGAAAUUCCGCAGAUAGGACCCCAUACGAGCCGUACCCCGAAGGCCCAGGCAAGAAUCCGCAUUUGUACAAGAAUAUCUUCCCGCUCAGCCCGGACUCCGAAGUACAAACAUCCCUCGCCUUUAUUGGUCAAGGCGCUACCUUCUUUCCGGGCUUCUUGCAAUUCGAGCUCCAAGUCAUGGCUGUGUCUCAAGUCUGGCGCGGUCGCAGCACACUUCCUCCAUACCACGAAAUGAUAAACUGGCAUAAGAAACAUACUGCCCAUCGCCUGGCGCUAGCGAAGAAGCACAGGCUGCCUGACGACGGAACCACGUUUUAUUCGGGCACAAUCCCUUUUGGAGACUUGUUCCCGUGGCUCAACGAGAUGGCGGGAACAGGCAUUUUUGAAACAUUCGGUGGCAAGUGCAACGGUCUGUUCAACAUAGCUUCCUGGAAAUUUUGGUGGGAGGAUCGCGAACUGUAUGAUCUGUGCACAAAAAGGUUGCUGAGCCCGGCCGUCUUUAGAGUUGUGGCGACGAGCGGGCGCAAGGCACUGGACAGAAGCGAGGUGAUGAGAAUACUGACGAGCGACAAUGCGAUAUUAGAUCGGGCUGUCAAGGCAAAGCGGGAGGAUACGAAUAAGGAUGGAAAGGCUAAAAUGACUUAACUAGCGGCCAGAUAUUUGUACACGUUUAAAGCAAAAUCCCGCGACCGGAAAUAAUCUGUGAAAUUGCACUUCGUCUCUUUCAUUAGGGAUAUAUAAGUUAGACCGGGACGCUGAUCGCGCAUCAUUGAAUCAAUUGGG
Messenger RNA from Truncatella angustata, 2040 nucleotides. Its product is annotated as flavin-containing monooxygenase-like protein. The record is from RefSeq and is a predicted model, not a curated record. Gene Ontology annotation, molecular function: N,N-dimethylaniline monooxygenase activity; NADP binding; flavin adenine dinucleotide binding. The transcript has a single exon. The coding region runs from base 229 to 1902 and encodes 557 amino acids. Lineage: Eukaryota; Fungi; Ascomycota; Sordariomycetes; Amphisphaeriales; Sporocadaceae.